Messenger RNA from Dovyalis caffra, 1131 nucleotides. The record is from the annotation of a GenBank genome assembly. Lineage: Eukaryota; Viridiplantae; Streptophyta; Magnoliopsida; Malpighiales; Salicaceae.
AUGAAGGAGAGAGAGGGAGCUGGGAAUGACAGUGUGGAGAUAAAGGUGCAUCCAAGGACGGGAAGCCCGGCAGGACCACCGCACGGGAACCAGUUCCAGAACCAAUCUGUUUUCAAGAAAUGGGUGCCAUGGCUUGUUCCUUUAUUCGUGGUGACUAACAUUGCUGUCUUUAUUGCCGUCAUGUAUGUCAAUGAUUGCCCAACCAAUUCUGGCUCUUGUGUUGCUCCUUCUUUGGGCAGAUUCUCCUUUCAGCCUCUCAAAGAAAAUCCUCUUCUUGGUCCCUCCUCAUCCACUUUGGAGAAGAUGGGAGCUUUAGAUGUGAAUAAAGUGGUGCAUAAACACCAGAGUUGGCGCCUCAUUUCUUGCAUAUGGUUACAUGCUGGAGUCUUCCAUGUGCUUGCCAACAUGUUGAGUCUCCUCUUCAUUGGAAUUCGUCUUGAGCAGGAAUUUGGGUUCUUGCGAAUUGGUUUGGUCUAUGUCAUAUCUGGCUUUGGUGGGAGUUUGUUGUCGGCUUUGUUUAUUCAGACAGGUAUCUCUGUUGGUGCCUCUGGUGCACUUUUUGGUUUACUGGGAGGCAUGCUUUCAGAGCUGAUUACAAAUUGGACCAUAUAUGCAAAUAAGUUGGCAGCAUUGUUGACUCUCCUUUGCAUCAUUGCAAUAAAUCUAGCGGUUGGACUCCUCCCACAUGUAGACAACUUUGCUCAUAUUGGAGGAUUUCUCUCUGGCUUUUUUCUGGGCUUUGUGUUCUUAAUUCGCCCCCAGUUUAAGUGGAUCAACCAAAAAGCAUGUCCUCCAGGAUACAUUGCACCCCCAGCUAAAUCUAAACACAAGGCGUAUCAGUAUGUACUGUUGGUUGUAUCUCUGAUAGUACUCAUCACUGUAUUUACUCUUGGGCUGGUUGCACUCCUUCGAGAAGUUAAUGUGAAAGAUAACUGUUCAUGGUGUCAUUAUUUGAGCUGCGUCCCUACUUCGUUAUGGAACUGCAAAUCACAGCAAGUUUAUUGUCAGUCGACGCAACUUGGAAAUCAAUUUAACCUGACGUGCUUGAGCAACGGGAAAAGCAACUUGUAUUAUUUGUCUGAUAACGACUCUUCCAAGGUUCAGCAGUUAUGCUCUGAGCUUUGCAGUUGA